Paramecium tetraurelia is the source of this 642-nucleotide messenger RNA. RefSeq lists its product as uncharacterized. Lineage: Eukaryota; Ciliophora; Oligohymenophorea; Peniculida; Parameciidae. The record is from RefSeq and is a predicted model, not a curated record. The transcript has a single exon.
AUGAACAAGUGCCAUAUACACAUUAAACAAAAUUCUAAACCAUCAAUUCACUUUAAAAAAAUAGUUCUCACUUAUCAUUGGAGCUUAGCAAUAAAUAAACUAUAAAAAAUUUUCGCUUUAAGAUGCAAAUAGCCAUUAGAAAAAAUAAAAAAUCAAGUUCUAUAAAUUAAAUAAUCAAGAUCGGAGUAAAAUAGUUAGAUUUUUAAAAACAAAUAAUCAAAUAAGCAUGUUCGAUAUUUAUCUUAAUAAACCCAACAAGUUGAAACUUAUUCUCAAUUAGAUUUUGAUUUGAUUUCAGAAAGAAGCGAUGAUCCAGAAUAAUCCUAAAGAAAUAACCAUACUUAAAAUAAAUCUCAAAACUUGGACAUUGCAAAAAUAGAGAAUCAGUAGAGUGAACUAAAAUAAUCAGCUUAUUUUAAUUCGUAGAAUAGUUUAGAUCAGUUAAAAUUCAAUGAAGAAUUUUUAGACUUAUUUAAUAAGCAGAAGGGGCUGAGUUAAUUUGGAUAGCUGUGUAUUAUAUGUAUUUUAUUUUCAUCAAAGGUCAAAAUAAAGUCAAAGAAUAAGAGAUGUUAAUUUAGAAGAUAAUUGAAAGCAGGUCAAGCAAACCCCAUCCAGAUUUACAUAUAUUUCUUUCUUUAAUGA